Athalia rosae (coleseed sawfly) is the source of this 3507-nucleotide messenger RNA. RefSeq names its product puromycin-sensitive aminopeptidase (gene Psa). Gene Ontology annotation, biological process: peptide catabolic process; proteolysis. Gene Ontology annotation, molecular function: peptide binding; zinc ion binding; metalloaminopeptidase activity. The transcript has 6 exons. The record is from RefSeq and is a predicted model, not a curated record. NCBI's taxonomy places the organism in Eukaryota, Metazoa, Arthropoda, Insecta, Hymenoptera, Athaliidae. Bases 128 to 2959 code for a protein of 943 amino acids. Gene Ontology annotation, cellular component: cytoplasm.
AAACAAAAAAUAUUACGGCUCUUCAGCGCCAUCAGCGCUGAGCGGGUUGAGCGGGUAGCGUGCGCAAUUGUUUCGAGAUAAUCCGUUGUCGCACGUUCAAAAGAUUGAAAAUCGAGUUUAUCGUUCGAUGUAUUCGCGGUUAUUUCGUGCCUGCGGUCGCCGUAGUGUGAGCCAAGUUGUGAGUCUGCAAAAAGAGAAAGGAUUAAGUGGAAAGUGUUUGUUGCAGCUGCUACAAGAACAUCGUUGUCUUACUGCCGCUACAGUCAAGGUUUCGAAAAAGUUUUUUUACGCCGCUUCAUCCACAUCUCCGGCGACAUCGACAACGAACGUUGAAGAGGUUGUUAAGCAAAAGAUGCCCUCAGCAGAAAAAAAACCCUUUCGCCGUUUGCCAACCGACGUACGCCCGUACCACUAUGACAUUUCACUCACGCCGGAUCUCGCCAAAUUCACGUUUAAUGGGGAAGAACGAGUUCACAUCGACGUCAAAAAUUGUACACAUACGGUGGUCCUGAAUUCUCUGGAUAUUGACAUCAAGAGUGCAGAAUUUCAUGGCAAUGAUGGAAGCACAAUGGCUGCUGCCCAGAUCCACUUAUCUAACGCAGAUGAAACUGCAACGCUUGUCUUCCCCCAACAACUUCCUGUUGGCGAAAAAGUUGGCUUCAUAAGCUUUGUAUUUACCGGAGAAAUAAAUGAUAAAAUGAAAGGCUUUUAUCGCAGCAAAUAUACCGGUGCCUCAGGGGUCAAUGCGUAUAGCGCAAUUACAUUUCUCUGCCCAAUCUCAGCACGUAGAUUGUUUCUCUGCUGGGAUGAGCCGCACCUCAAGGCUACAUUUUCUAUUGAUCUUAAGAUCCUAGAUUCACAGAUUGGUCUCUCCAAUAUGCCUGUGAAAUCAGAGUCUAUGGAGGGUGAGUUUCGAGUUCUAAAGUUUGAGAAGACGCCCAUCAUGUCUACCUACCUUGUGGCAGUGGUGGUCGGAGAGUACGACUAUGUAGAGGGAAAAUCUAGCGACGGAGUUCUCGUGCGGGUUUACACGCCAAAAGGCAAGAAAGAGCAGGGAGAAUUCGCUUUGGAGGUAGCAACGAAAGUUUUGCCUUACUACAACACCUAUUUUGGUAUUGCCUAUCCACUGCCGAAAAUGGAUCUUAUAGCUAUUGCCGAUUUUUCUGCCGGUGCAAUGGAAAACUGGGGUCUUGUUACCUACAGGGAAACCUGUCUGCUGGUUGACCCGCAAAAUACUUCAGCUGUAAGAAAGCAAUGGAUAGCUUUAGUAGUUGGUCACGAAUUAGCCCACCAGUGGUUUGGUAAUCUCGUAACCAUGGAAUGGUGGACACACCUCUGGCUUAACGAGGGAUAUGCCUCAUUCGUUGAGUUUCUCUGCGUUGCUCAUAUUUUUCCGGAAUACGAUAUUUGGACACAAUUCGUCACAGACACCUACAUCAAAGCUCUAGAACUUGAUGGAUUGAAAAAUAGCCACCCGAUAGAGGUUCCUGUCGGACAUCCCUCGGAAAUUGAUGAAAUCUUCGACGAUAUUUCCUACAACAAAGGCGCCAGUGUAAUCAGGAUGCUGCAUAGCUACAUUGGCGACGAAGACUUUAGGAAGGGCAUGAGCUUAUACUUAAAAAGACAUUCAUAUUCAAAUGCCCUGACAGAAGAUCUUUGGGCAGCAUUAGAGGAAGCAAGUAGCAAGCCCGUGGGUGCGGUCAUGUCAACUUGGACAAAACAGCAGGGAUUCCCGGUUCUUAAGGUCGAUCAGCGACAGCAGGGAAACGAUCGAAUUUUGUCGCUUUCUCAGGAAAGAUUUUUGGCCGAUGGAUCCAAGGACGAAGAAAAAAGUCUGUGGAUGAUACCGGUGAGUGUCAGCACAUCCGCCGCUCCACACGAAGUAGCGGUCAGUACCAUGAUGGAUCAGGCAACGAAGGAAAUUGUUCUCAAAGAUGUGCCGCAGUCGGCUUGGGUCAAGAUAAAUCCUGGGACAAUCGGCUUUUACCGAACCCGGUACAGCACCGAGGCACUGUCUCUGCUGUUACCAGCGGUCAAAAACCGUUCCCUUCCACCUCUUGACAGGCUAGGACUCCUCGAUGAUCUGUUCGCCAUGGUCCAGGCAGGCCAUGCAUCAACGGUCGAGGUCCUGCGGCUGAUGCACGCUUUCCAGGCAGAGGAUAACUAUACCGUUUGGUCCAGUAUCGUGAAUAGCCUGGGCAAACUUGGCGUUUUGCUUUCCCAUGUCGACUACGAGGAUUCUUUCAAAGCCUUCGGACGAUCGCUGAUGAAAGAUAUCGGCAAUAAACUUGGAUGGGACCCAAAACCUAACGAAAGUCAUCUCGACACUCUUCUCAGGUCUUUGGUACUUGGUCGACUAGCAGCUCUCAAUGAUCAGGACACUAUUGAGCAGGCUAAAAAAUGUUUCGAGGCGCAUGUGACUGGGACGAAGGUUCUAUCCGCGGAUCUUAGAAGCCCAGUUUACAGGGCGGUUCUUUCGGCCGGCGGAGCUGAAACGUUUGCAACAAUGUUGAAGUUGUACAGGGAGGCGGAUCUGCAUGAGGAAAAAGACCGAAUAUCGCGAGCUUUGGGCGCGAUAAAGGACGAGGGAUUGUUGAAACGGGUCUUAGAGUUUGCUAUGAGCGAUGAAGUCAGGGCCCAGGAUACGGUAUUUGUAAUAAUGUCGGUCGCCAUGACCUACAAGGGACGAAUCCUCGCUUGGCAAUUUUUCAAGGACAAUUGGAAAGUCCUGAUGGACAGGUACGAGGGGGGUUUCUUGCUCUCAAGGCUCGUCAAGUUCACAACGGAAGAUUUUGCCACCGAAGAAAGCGCACUCGAAGUUGAACAAUUCUUUGCCGAUCAUCCAACUCCUGGGACGGAGAGAACCGUACAACAAAGUGUGGAAACUAUCAGACUGAACGCAGCGUGGCUUGCCAGAGACAGAGAGGCGAUAAAAUCGUACCUCCAAUCCCAUCCAUAAUUCUAAACGACAUGCAUUUAACCUAGUCACUCGUUUCUUAUACCUAUAUUUUUACCUACGCAACUUUUUCAAAGAUUCACAAGUUCUGAUGCAGGUAUUGAAGGUCAUUCCUUUACCGGCUGAACUUAAAUACCUGACUCGUACGAAGUCGGUAUCGUCUGAAAUUCCCUAAAUUACUUCGCAUGUAAUUUUCGAUCGUUACAGUUAUUUGUAAUCAUCCUGUAACGUGGAAAUCAAAUGAAAGGUGCCACACGUGCGAGGUGAGAGAGACAAUCGGAAUAAGCUCUUCGAAUCAGGUGAAAAAUAAUUUCAUCUUUAUAAAUAUGUUAAUGUAUACCGCAUCAAAUUUUUUCUAGGUUGUUGUUUAUUAUCGCCAUUAUUAAUCGUCGUCUACAUACAAAAUGUUAUUACGUUGGUGGUCAUCUCAUGGUAUCGUUACCUAAAAGGGGGAAAACUAGCUUUGAACUCCGAAUAAGGCAGCAGACCUGUGUAUAAAAUAAUGAUUAUAAUUGAUUUAAAUAUACUAAUUUUUUGAUUGACAGUAUAAA